CCCGUCAAAGCAGCAACACAGCAGCCAGCAGCGUUGUGUGCCAAAAGUGCAAGACUCUUGAGUUGAAACGAAAUACAAGAAAAAAGAGAAAGUGCGUUUUGUCGAUUUGUGUGCGGUACAAAAGCCCAAACAGUGUUCACAGCCCUUAAAGGACUAUACAACAAGAACAACAACAACAACAACACAAUAAAGUGCAACAACAACAACAAACAAUUAAAAAUGGCAAACAAUAAAGUUAUUUUCGGUGUCUUGUGUUUGGUGACGCUGUCCGCUGCGCUCCCCGCCGAGGAAACGCGCGGCCAUGCCCGCAACGCCAUCGGCGGCGACAACGACAUUAUGGAUAGCAUCUAUAGCGAUUGCCUGCGCAAGGAUUCGGUCUCGUGCGUCAAGUACAAGCUGUUCAACUUCGUCGACAAGGUGCUGGGAGCCCGCGACCAAUUCGCUCUCACCGAGGGCGUCACUGUUGUCCGCUCACCGGAUGCGCCCGUCCAGGAGGCUGCACGCUCCAUCUCAGCCGAUGAGUCGUUCGAAUCGCUCGCCCUGAACCGCAUCAGCAGCUUCCUCAACUCGCACACCAUCAAGGUGGAACUGAAGGGCGCCGACAUCGUUCAGGCCGUGAGCUCCACUGGCCGCGCUUUGGAGGAUGCCUCUGAGUCGCUGUUCGGCAGCAACGAUCCCAAUGCGCCCGAGGAGAGCCGUGGCAAGAAGAAGAAGGCCGCCAAAAUCCUGGGCCCCAUUCUGGCUCUGGUUGCACUGAAGGCCGCCGCCCUCCUGCCCCUGCUCCUGGGUGCCAUCGCUUUGAUCGCCGGCAAGGCUCUGCUCAUUGGUAAGAUCGCUCUGGUGCUGUCGGCCGUCAUUGGCCUGAAGAAGCUGCUGUCGCAGGAGAAGCACGUCACCUACGAAGUGGUCGCCCAUCCCCAUCACAGCAGCAGCCACUCCGUCAGCCACGGCGACUCAUACGGCAGCGGCUACAGCGCCGAUGCGGGCGCCUCCUCUGCUUCGUACGGCAGCAGCGGCCAUGGUGGCUGGGGACGCUCCAUUGAUGCCCAGGAUCUGGCCUAUGGUGCCCAGAAGCCUCAGGCUUAAGUGAAGUCACAGUCAAUCAACCACAACCACAACAACAACAACCACACGAACCACAACCAAUCACUGACUUGAGCCAUUCAGCUCAGAUACAGACUCUUGAAGAGGAACACAUAUUAUUUAUUGUUCGUUUUAAUUAAUUUAUUAAUAUAAUUUAUUUUAUUUAUUUUUCCACACGAAAAAGCGCAAAGCCACGCACACAAAAAACGGAAACUAAAACGUAAAAAAGAAAAAAAAAAAAAUGAAAAUCAAAUCAAAUCACUUGAGAAAGAAUUGUUAAACGACAUUGUAGCGAAAAGAGAUGAAGAAGCAGAGCAGACGAAACCCCCAUGCUGAGUGUGCGUGCAUUUAGUUGCUUGGCAUACGUACAUACGUACAUACAUACAUACAUACAUACUUACAUACCAUAUCGUUUAAAGCUAAAGUUAAGUUUGUAAAAAUAUCACAAAGCGAGAGUUAAAGUCGGUACCUAAUGCAAAUCGUUUCAAAUACUCAUAAGCCCAGGCGGCGGCUCUGUGCAGCGUCCAGCCUUAGGUCUAAGCUCGCACCCACUUACAACACACACUCACUAUCUCUCACUGUCUCCGUCUAUCUCUCUCACACUCUCUCUUUGUCUAUCGGCUACUCUCUCUAACGCACGAACAUGCUGACCGCACAGUCUCUGAGUCAUACAUUCUCUGUAGCUAUCUAUCACUAUAUAUCACAAUCUAUCAUCUAUCGACAUCUAUCACUCUAAAGACUAUACCAAAACUCUGUUGGUUGCCAUGCAACGAACUAUCUAUGUAAUUACAAUACUCUACUCUAUUCUACUGUACUCUACUCUACUCUACUCUACACUACAUCUACAACUAUUCUACUCUACUCUACUCUACACUACAUCUACAACUAUUCUACUCUACUCUACUCUACCAUAUACGCUAUCCUGUACACUUUACAUGCAAUUCUAGUCUUACAAUAACAAGCGACAAGCGACAAUAACAGCUACAACAACUACUGCAACUAGCUUUAACUCAACAAACUAGCUCUUAUAUCUAUCAAUCUAUCUAUCUAUCUAUCUAUCUAUCUAUCUAUCUAUCUAUGAAUCUAUCACAACUCUCAUCUAUCUUCGAGUCAUAGUUUUGGUAUUCGCAAACGCCAUAACUUGCCAUAGUUUUCUUGCCUCAUGCACUCAAAGCUGAACUGAACUGAACUGAACUGAAAUUAAAAAUUUCGAACUCGUCUAAAUUCGAACGACUUUUCCAAUUUUCACUCAAGCUCUGUGAACUUUCUCAUUUCCUUUUGCACCUUCAGCUUCACAAUAUAGCUCUCUCUUAUUUCAUUGUCACCUUAUCUCCAUCUCACUCUCUAUCGCUCCCAUUCUCACUCGACAUCUUCUCUCCCUCACGCUCUCAUCGUAACUUUUUCUGCUGCUCUCUAGCUGUCACUUUCUAGCGCUCUAGCUUCCACGCACACACGCACGUACGUUCUCUGUAACCAUAGUUCACUGUAGGCUUUUUUUUUUUGUAAAUCACACAUUUGUUAUUGAAUACAUAUUAUACUUUAGAUGUUUAUCAGCGACUUGGACCGUUUGCCCAGCUGGUGGCAUUCGCUUUAUGCAUUUUGGCUUCAACUUAUUUCUAAUCGGCUUUUAGAAAUAUUUGUUUAAGUCAUUUUGAAAGCGCGCUGCUCACAAGCACCAAGUCGCUAAGCGCUUAAUUUAUAAUACCCUCAAGAAAACAUAUAUAUAUAUAUAUAUAUAUCUAUAUAUAUCUAUAAACAUACAUAUAUACUCUUAAGCAGAAUCGUACGGCACUUUCGCAGCGAGAUGAAUUGGGCAAUUCACAGUAGUAGCAGAAGCAGAAGCAGAAGAAACAUAAUUCACAAAUAUUCACAAAGACAACAACAAACAGCAAGACACACACACAAUGAAUGUAAAUCUCUUUUACAAGCAGCAUCUUUUCUCUGUCAUAAAUGCAUGUCAUUAAAAAAAUGAAGAAAAACAAUAAGUAAAAAAAAACAAA
Molecule: messenger RNA, 3083 nt
Organism: Drosophila mojavensis
Lineage: Eukaryota; Metazoa; Arthropoda; Insecta; Diptera; Drosophilidae
Exons: 1
Coding region: 220-1086 (288 amino acids)
Source: RefSeq, a predicted model, not a curated record